AUGACUACACCUGGAUUUUAUAAUAAGUUAAUAAUAUCAUCUAUAUUUCCUUUUAAAACAGACAAACGGCCAACUAUUUCAAAAACUCGACGUCAUAGUUUUCUUGAUGGUCUUGCUUUGUUACUUAACGAUUCAAAUCAAUCUACAUCAGUUUACCCAUUGUUGAAAGAAAACAAAAUAUUAAUAACACGUAAUAAACAAUUAAAAGAUAAUGAUGAAGAAUAUUUUGAUAAAUUUUUUGGCUUAAUACGAGAAUAUUCACAACAUUGUUUAACAUCAAAUCAACAUGGUAUGCACGAAAUAUAUUCAUCAUUAGAAUCUAUUGUAUUUGAAUAUAAUAAGCGUAAAUGUAUCGAUCGAAUAAUUGAUUAUUUGUUUAAUGAUGUUGUUUCAAAUCUUGAAAAAUUACCAAAUAAUAAUGUUGAUGAUUUAUGUCAAAAAAUUACUUACAAUAAAUUGAACAAAGGUUCAGCCGAUUAUUAUCAUUUAAAAGACAAUAAAAUGUCUUUGAAAGAAUAUAUUUUAAUAUUAUUUAAUUGGAUCAAGUUUAUUAUUUCAAAUCGAGAUUCAAUCAGAAACAAUAAAAGCAAUCUUGAACUAAAAAUUAUUUUGAAAUUUCAAGCAACUGCUGAAUUAUUAUAUCAUUCUAGAAUAUUUCGUUCUAUGCUCUCAAUAGUAUAUUCAAUUGAUAAUGUUGAACGUAUUCUGUAUUAUUUAGAUAAAGUAUCUGCACAUCGGCUAUCACUUAAUUUAAUAUUAAAAACUUUAGAAAAACGAAAAUCUGAAUAUGGUGAAAGAUAUAAAAAUAUUCAAUGGUCUUUUAUUGAACCAAUUGAAAAAGUCGUUGAAUUAAAAGAAACACCAUCAUCAUCAUUUGAUAAAAUUUGGUCGGCAUGUGGUUUACAGAAUGAUCAAACAAAAACUGCCUUCCAAAAUGAGUAUAUUCAAAAUAAAUUUGUUGAAUAUGAUUCAAGUUUAAAAUUAUCAACAUGUUUACAUAGUGAAAUUCGAAUGAUAGAUUGUUUAAUUGAACAAAAUAUAAAAGAAGUUCAUGAUAAAGAUGUAGAAAUUGGAAUAUCAAAAUUACCAUGUUAUUUAUGUUCAAUAUAUAUUGAAAAAUUAAAUAUUGAUUUCAAUCGAAUGUUUUAUGUUGGUUCGUUAAUAACUGAUGGAAAAAUUUAUCCAAAUUGGAUGUUUAGAAAUAAUGAAGAAGAUAAAAUAAUAAAUUAUGUCAAUGAUCAAUUAUAUACAUUUAUCAAAAACGACUUACAAUUACUGCAAUCAAGAAUAAGAACAAAAAGUGGAGAUAGUGAUAAGCAAGAAAUAGACAUAGAUGAUGAUGAUGUCAAUAAUGCAUAUAUGCUUAGGGCGAUGAAGGAAAUAGAAGAGCAAUAA
Molecule: messenger RNA, 1395 nt
Organism: Rotaria sordida
Lineage: Eukaryota; Metazoa; Rotifera; Eurotatoria; Philodinida; Philodinidae
Source: the annotation of a GenBank genome assembly